This is a messenger RNA of Diachasma alloeum, 1880 nucleotides long. RefSeq names its product cytochrome P450 9e2. The coding region runs from base 180 to 1679 and encodes 499 amino acids. The transcript has a single exon. Gene Ontology annotation, molecular function: monooxygenase activity; oxidoreductase activity, acting on paired donors, with incorporation or reduction of molecular oxygen; heme binding. The record is from RefSeq and is a predicted model, not a curated record. Lineage: Eukaryota; Metazoa; Arthropoda; Insecta; Hymenoptera; Braconidae.
CUCAAUAGGAGCAACUCGCUGCGCACAAACGCAGUUUGCACAAAAAUAUUGUCACGGGACAAAAAAUUGGAGUUAUAUAUCAGAGUUGCAAUCAUUGGAAAUUUAAUUAUAGUUAUAACUACAGACAAGUGAGUAAAUCAAAGAGUUUACCAUCAUAAUCGAGAAUAAUUUUGAAUAGAAUGGAUUUGGUGAGCGGAUUAAUUACGGCUCUAGUGGGAUUGGCCAUCUUAUUGAUUGUCAAUCAGAUGAUUUACUGGCCGAGAAAGGGAGUUCCUCACGUACAGACGAUUCCGGUAAUUGGCAGCAAAUACGUUAGUCUGUUUUUCGGGCGUACAUCAAUCGCAGAGUUCUCGGAGGAACUUUAUAAAAAUUUUCCUGAUGCCAAAUAUUUUGGUGUUACAAUGUGGAACAAACCAAUAGUUAUAUUGAAAGAUUUAGAUCUCAUUAAGGACAUCUGUGUCAAGAACUUUGAUAAUGCACCGGAUCAUCGCAGUUUUAUUAAUGAAAAAAUGGAUCCAAUCCUGGGUAAAAAUGUAUUCUCACUCCGAGGUGAUCGAUGGCGUGAAGUACGCAGUGCACUCAGUCCAUCAUUUACAGCUAGUAAAAUGAAGUUCUUAUUUCAACUUGUUUCCAAAGUUUCCGAGGAUUUUACCCAAUAUCUCAUUGAUAAUCCGGAAAUAACAAAACUCAUUGAAACCAAAGAUGCAUUCAGCAGAUAUACCAAUGAUGUGAUUGCAACGGCUGCAUUCGGAAUAAGCGUUGAUUCUAUGAAACAUCGUGAUAAUGAGUUUUUCUUUCGAGGAAAAGACGCAACAAAUUUGAGUGGAACUAAACGCAUCCUCAAAUUCUUCGCUGGCAUCACAUUCCCAAGAAUUAUGAGAUUUUUUGGUCAAACUUAUUUAACCAAAGAGACUAAUAAAUUUUUCAUCGAUUUGAUACACGAAACUGUCACGAUGAGAGAUGAAAAAGGGAUCAUGAGACCAGAUAUGAUUCAUUUGUUGAUGCGCGCUCGAGAUGCUAGCGGAAUUAAAAUAGACAUGAAUGAUAUCGUGGCGCAGGCAUUCAUAUUCUUCCUCGCUGGCUUCGAUACUACCUCUACUUUAAUGAGUUUUCUCUGUCAUCAAUUGGCAUAUCAUGAGCACAUCCAGCAGAAGCUGCGGGAGGAAGUGGAUGAUGUUGUUAAAGACAAUGAAUUCUCGUACGAAAUGCUCGCUAAAUUGAAAUAUAUGGAUAUGGUGAUAAAUGAAACACUGCGUUUGUAUCCACCUGCUACUUUCCUCGAUCGAGUGUGUGAGAAACCGUUUGAAUUACCGCCAGCAACUUCAAAUUCCGAGGGAAUGACAGCCGAUCGCGGAUUGACUUUCUGGAUUAACAUAUACAGCAUACAGAGAGAUCCUAAAUAUUUUCCACAUCCUGAAAAAUUUGAUCCAGAACGAUUUAAUGAGGAAAAUAAAGCAAAUAUUCUCCCGCACUCAUAUUCGUCCUUUGGAAUUGGCCCUCGAAAAUGUAUUGGCGAGCGAUUCGCCUUGAUGGAGACUAAAUUGAUUCUCGCGAGAAUAAUUCAAAAAUUUAUUAUAAAACCGAGUGAAAAAUCAACAGAAAACAUUAAAAUUGCAAAAAACAGUUUGAAUCUAACUCCCAAGGGUGGCAUCUGGCUGAAAUUCCAGCCAAGAUCGUAGACUAUAUUAUUUAGAUUCUCUUUUAGAAUUGUGCAUAUGUUGUUAUUGUUAUUAUUGUUUCACCAAAAGUGCAAUUUGUAGCUUUUUGUUUUUUUUUUUUUCAAUAAUAAUCCUACCAUUGGCGAAGGAACAUUUCAUUAAUUCAUUGAAAGACCAAGAAUUAUUGGACCGAAAAAAGAAAUAAAUUACUUGUUUUACUCG